AUGAGUUCCGACGACGAUUUCGAGAUUGAGGUGCCCGACUUGGCGGCGGAUGAUCCUAUGAGGGCAUUCCUACCUACGUCUUUUGGGAAGAAGUCGAAAGAAGCCGAUAUCGCCGCCCAAAUCGACAGGAGUCGCAGGACAGUGACCAGCAAAGCCCCGGAAGUCAGUGGCGGACAAUCCCAGGAACACAGGAAGAAGAACGAUUCGAGCGACGAUUCCGACAGCGACGACAGCGACGAUUCUGAUGACGAAGAUGAAUUUCCCGUAUCGCACGAACUUGUUCUCAAAACUCACGACCGCGCUGUGACUACGGUUUCGCUCGACCCUGCAGGAGGGCGCUUAGCAACUGCUUCCACAGAUUGCACAGUCAAACUUCACGAUUUCGCCUCCAUGACUCCUACUACUUUGAGAGCCUUUCGCUCAGUCGACCCAUAUGAACAAAAAGCGGCCUCUGCAAACUCCGAAUCGCACCCCGUCCAUCGAAUCGAAUUCAACCCACACGCUGGAGGAGUUUUCCUCUGCGUCUCAGCGCACCCCCAAGCAAAGAUCUUGUCUCGGGAUGGCGAUAUUGUUACAGAAUUCGUCAAGGGAGACAUGUAUCUUCGUGAUAUGAACAAUACCAAGGGCCACAUUUCCGAGAUCACAACUGGAACAUGGCAUCCCACUGACAAGAAUCUAUGCGUUACCGCCGGUACCGAUAGCACGUUAAGAAUCUGGGACAUCAACAACAAGCGAUCGCAGAAGGAUGUUGUUGUUUUCAAAUCCAAGGCUGCUGGGUCCGCAGGUCGCACCAAGAUGACUGCAGUCGCAUGGGGAUCUUCAGCCCAGGGAGGUAGCAACGUGCUUGUCGCUUCAGCUCUUGAUGGCUCGCUGGUUAUGUAUAGCGGCAACAGUCCUUUCUCACGUCCUGCAGGAGAGAUCCGCGAUGCUCAUAAGCCUCAGACUUGGACCAGCGGUAUCGAUAUAUCAUCCGACGGUCGUAUGGUGGUUACCAGGGGAGGCGACGAUUUGAUCAAACUAUGGGACACCCGCAAGUUUACCAAGCCUCUCGUCACUGUAUCUCAUACAUCAACUUCGGACCACUACUCAACAAGCAAUAUUAAAUAUGCGCCAAACUCGACCAGCAUCAUCACAGGCUCCAUUACAGGCCACCUUCAUAUCCUGAACCCCGGCAAUUUGCGCGCGGAACAUGUUACUCCAAUAACGCCUGGAUCGCCGCUUAUCACAGUUGAUUGGCACCCGAAGAUUAAUCAGAUUAUCACAGGUUCAGCUAACGCCGAAACUCACGUUUUGUACAACCCACAGAUGUCGAGCAAAGGAGCUGUAGAUGUCAUGUCGCGAGCACCAAAGAAACGCCACAUCGACGAUAACCCUGAGUUAACGAUGGAUCAGUCGGUCGGUGUAUCUGGAGAUGCUAUUAUGGUACCAGGCGCCACAGCAGGUUCGAGAAAAUCUGGCGUUACUGUAUCUGGCCGAUCGAAGGAUCCUCGACGCCCGCACAUCCCCCAGCAGACCCCUAUGGAAAAGAACGCACCGGACGAGAAGGCUAUCGCAGAGAACAUUCCUCUUGCGCGCAUGCUGCACGAGGACCCUCGAGAAGCUUUGCUGAAGUAUGCAGACAAGGCGCAGAGUAACCCGAUGUUUACCAAAGCCUGGGCCCAAAAUCAACCCGAAACCCAAUACGCGGACCUCAGCGAUGAGGAAGACGGCCCUGACAAGAAGAGGCUCAAGAGGUGA
Fusarium coffeatum is the source of this 1737-nucleotide messenger RNA. RefSeq lists its product as uncharacterized. Gene Ontology annotation, molecular function: protein binding. The record is from RefSeq and is a predicted model, not a curated record. Gene Ontology annotation, biological process: regulation of DNA double-strand break processing. The transcript has a single exon. Gene Ontology annotation, cellular component: nucleus; site of double-strand break. Bases 1 to 1737 code for a protein of 578 amino acids. NCBI's taxonomy places the organism in Eukaryota, Fungi, Ascomycota, Sordariomycetes, Hypocreales, Nectriaceae.